CUCUCUCUCUCUCUCUUUCUCUCUCUCUCUCCAUGGGAAGCAGGUUCUUCGCCUUGUCUAGGUGGGUUUGGAUAGUAGCACUUCUUGUUGUUGGGUUAUCCGGCGAAACUUGUAACGCGAAAGACGACAGUACUAAGUGUACCUCUUCCUGCGGCAAUAUCCACUACAUAAGCUAUCCUUUCCGACUAAAACAUGAUCCAAAGCACUGCGGCAAUGUAAUGUAUACUCUGUCCUGUGAGAACAACAUUACACUUGUAGACCUACCUCCUUCAGGAAAAUACUAUGUCCAGGUAAUCAACUACCACAACCAAACAAUCCGACUCGUAGAUCCUGGCCUCCAGAACAACAAUUGCUCCUCCAUGCCUCAAAAUUUUCCACGUUUUUUAAGAGAUCCAUAUAGUGUAUAUAAUAUAUCAGGUUAUCUGAUAUCGACACCUGUAUUUUACAUCAAGUGUUCGAAUCCAGUGAAUUCUUCUCUGUACGUGGACACUGCUCCAUGCUUGAAUAUAGAUGCUUCUUCUUUGGUCCAACAAAAGACGUACAGUUAUGUGAAGGUUGGGGUUAUGGAAGUGGGGGAUUUGAACGAGGGUUGCAGUGCAGAGUGGUUGGCUUUGGCGCUCUUGAGCUACCCUAAGGGCCACAAUACCUCUUAUGAAUCCGUACACAGUGCCCUCAUGUAUGGCUUUGAUCUUAGAGUAUCGUGGCCUGAUGAAAUAGCUCCUAUCUGCCAAGGCCAAUGGAGUUCUAAUCUUAAAUGUUUUCCACACACCAUCCCAGGUUUCUUUCGAUUUCUGUGCGAGGCUAUUUACGUUUUCUUUUCUCGUGGACGCGUGUACAUUGAUAAUCCUCUAUGGUUUCGGGCCAUCAGCAUCAGACGUGGAUGGGUGCCACUCAUUUGCUUCGGUUUAUUUUUAUCAGCAAGACUAAUUUUCGGAGUUCCAUGUCUAAUUGCGUUCGUGAUCUAUAAAUGGCGAAGAAGACAUUUGUCGAGUUAUAGCAUCAUAGAAGAUUUUCUCCAAAGUGACAACAAUUUCUUGCCAAUAAGGUACUCUUACUCAGAAAUUAAAAAGAUGACUGGUAAAUUUAAGGACAAGUUAGGUGAAGGUGGCUAUGGCUCUGUAUUCAAAGGAAAGUUGCGCAGUGGCCGUUUUGUAGCAAUUAAACUCUUGGGCAAGCCCAAAGGUAAUGGGCAAGACUUCACAAGUGAGGUAGCUACCAUUGGAAGGAUUCACCAUGUUAAUGUGGUGCAACUUGUUGGUUAUUGUGUUGAGGGAUUAAAUCGUGCUCUAGUAUAUGACUUCAUGCCAAAUAGCUCUCUUGAUAAAUAUAUUUAUACCAAAGAGGAAAACAUGCCUUUAAGUUGCAAGAAAAUGUAUGAGAUUUCUCUCGGAGUGGCUCGAGGGAUUGAAUAUCUGCAUCAAGGUUGUGACAUGCAAAUUCUACAUUUUGAUAUCAAGCCUCAUAACAUUCUUCUUGAUGAGAACUUUAACCCAAAGAUUUCUGAUUUCGGGCUUGCGAAAUUAUAUUCCGUAGAUAAUAGCAUUGUCUCUUUGACGGCAGCAAGGGGAACAAUGGGCUAUAUUGCUCCUGAGUUGUUCUACAAAAACAUUGGAGGUGUUUCGUACAAAGCUGAUGUCUAUAGUUUCGGAAUGUUGCUCAUGGAAAUGGCAAGCCGAAGGAAGAAUUUCAGUUCAAUGGUAGAGCGUUCAAGCCAAACUUACUUCCCAUUAUGGGCAUACGACCAAUAUAACAAGGGAAAUGACUUGGAGAUGGGAGAUUUUAAUGAGGAGGAAAAGAAAAUCAUAAAAAAGAUGGUUAUAACUGCAUUGUGGUGUAUUCAAAUGAAGCCAAGUGAUCGGCCUUCCAUGAACAAAGUCAUAGAAAUGCUAGGAGGAGAUGUUGAAUGCCUAAAAAUGCCCAUCAGACCUUUUCUGUAUCCACAGGAGAUGCAUGCAGGUGAUGUUCAAGAAAAUAAUUUGAACUCAAUAGGUUCAAACGGGGAGUUAACAUGGACUUUGUCAGCUAGGUGAUCAUCAAUUGUUAGAAAAUGCAAUCUUUUUUUUUUUUUUAGACCUUUCCUAUUGAGAUGGGCAAUAAUAUACUAAACUCACAUAUAUACUAUAUUGAUGCUAGGACUCAA
This is a messenger RNA of Prunus mume (Japanese apricot), 2140 nucleotides long. RefSeq names its product LEAF RUST 10 DISEASE-RESISTANCE LOCUS RECEPTOR-LIKE PROTEIN KINASE-like 2.4. NCBI's taxonomy places the organism in Eukaryota, Viridiplantae, Streptophyta, Magnoliopsida, Rosales, Rosaceae. The record is from RefSeq and is a predicted model, not a curated record. Gene Ontology annotation, biological process: protein phosphorylation. Gene Ontology annotation, molecular function: polysaccharide binding; ATP binding; protein kinase activity.